UAGAUUUUCGGUAUUGUCAGUGAAUUUCGGAACGUAGCUCUAGAAAGAAUAGGCAAAGGGAGCUACACACGUGAAGAUAGUCGUUGAUCGUCAUCGUCCUCACGUGUUAGUAUUUAUUCAAUGAAUCAGUUCUGGUAGGUUAAAUUUGCAAAAUAUCUUACGAGUUUUGUAAAAUGGGUAAGACAACGCAAAAGUUAUCGAACAAGAAUGAAGUUCUAAAACUGAAACGAAGAUAUCGCAGGAAAGAUCUCGACGAAAUACACUCGAGGAUCUCAAAGACUAAGAGGAAGUCGGAUAAUGAGACAGAAAAGUGCAAUAAAGAUUGGAGCAGCAAGCAGAAGUUGUCAAAAAAUUCUAAAAAGUAUACAAGACCAGAUAAUGAGGAAGAAAAGUGCAGUGAAAAUAGACGCAGCAAACAGAAGUCAUUAAAAAAUUACAAGUAUAUAAAACCAUUACAUGCAGGCAUAUUCAGAAACGGCACAAAGGGUAAAAAUGUCAAGAAAGGAGUAUUACACGAGAAUGUGGUCUCUAAAGCCAGAUUAGCGGGAGAUAUGUUGAAACUUUUUGAUGGAGAAUCAGAAACAAUAUGUAUAUCAAAAAGUGCACCAGAAAAUGAAUCUACUAAUCAGUUGUCUAAUAAGGAGUUAACAAAAAAUUAUUCAAGAAGGACGCAACAUACUCUAAAAGAAAGUCCUGUGUUAGGAAAGAACCAAAGAAAAAAUCGAACGAAAUGUUUGAAAACUGUUUCGGAGACGAAUAAGGAGGCAGAAAUUGUAUUUGAACCAAUUGAUAUUCCUGAAGUUGUUAUCGACCAAAAUUUUGACACGGAAAAAACGAUAAAGGAAAAGGAAAGGAGUGAAAAGGAAAAAGAAGCAACACAUUCAGAGCAUAUUACAUCUUACAAUCAGAGUCUUUAUAAUAGUUACACAAAACUAUGCGCAAGAGUGUGUGACGAAUAUAAAAAUGUGCUGAAAAAUGUAGAAAGUCCUCUUUCGGUGGCGCAAAGAAAGCUAAAAAAGAUUUUAGUUUCUCUUCAAACAGAACAUACACAGCAUAAUGAAACAGUCGAAGAAUCGCCAAAUUCAAAAUCAUUCAUGUCAUCAUCUAUAUCGGGAUAUCAGGCUUGCACAUCCUCUAGGGAUAUACUGUCAUCAACCGCCUUAUUUUUGAAGAAUCAAAACGCUAUGAGCUAUCCUUCAAAAAGUAAUCAACAUAAUAAAAAGGGCCUCAAUUUCAGCAUUGACCGGAUAUUGUCCAUAAAUUCGAAUUUAUGGCGCGACGAAAAAUGUUCCGAUAUCACAAACGUCCAUAAUAAUAAUUCUAAAUUGCCACUGAAAAAACGAUUUUUAACAACUACACCACGUGAAGAGCUGCCAACGCAGCUCGAUGACAAAGAAAUUAUUGUUGACUGUAAUAUAUCGAAUAAUAUAUUUCAAAAAUAUUCAAAAGAAAUAGAUAUAUCCGGAUCACCUAGCAAAAAGUUUUGUGAGACAGAUUUUGUGAACAUGUUCCAAAAUCUUCCGACGCCUAGCACAGUUAACCGACAACUUUAUCGAUUAAAAGAACUAGAAUCUCGAAAUAAACAGCCGAAAAAAUCCAGAGAAUCUGCUAAUCCGUACAAUGAUGUUUCGAGCAGAGAACACGAAGCUGUUCAAUUCCGCAACCGUGUGCGUUCGCAAAAUCCUCUUGAAGUUUUGUCUUCAGCGGCUGCAUUUAUCGAGACUGGACAUCUACCGCGGAAAGUAGCUGGAAAUUUAUCCACGGAUAGAUACAUUCCUACUUCUUCAAAUUGGUAUGACUUGUUUAACCAGCAGCCUUCACAGUUGUGCUGUUCACAAAAUGCUGGCCCUUCCAACCUCAACAUAGAACCUGCGAAACAAAGACACUGUACAAGUCAAAACUCAAAUUGCUGCGAAGAAAAACAUAUUUAUCACAAUUAUCCUAAUUGCUCGCACGAAUAUAACAUUUCACAAGCACAUCAGAAUAGCGCAGACACAACAAUACGAACAACAGUGACACCCGGAUAUUCGUAUUUGCCGGUGCAUUACAGUAGUAUCGCAAAUAAUUACGUUAGUCUACCAACCAACAUGGGACACACACGAAUAUUACCGUUGAUACCAAAUCAUGAUACGUACCCACAACAGAUUGAUGAUCAUCAACGCAUAAUAUGCUUACAGAAUUAUAUUCAACCUGCAAAAUAUUUUGCUUUGGAUAACGGUACCAAUGUCCACAAAAUACCACUAUAUGUAAAAGACAGUAUAUGUCAAUGCCAGGAUUGUAAACACAAAAGUAUUUGCCUACACUGACCCACAAUAGUAUUUUGCAAUAAACUCGAGAAAAAGAAUGCUCGAAUGCACAUGUUAACUGCGAAAUGUCAUGGCGCAAAGAAUAUCGUUGCAAAAAAGCCUGUAUGAAAUUAAUCGCGAAUUUUUUUUCAAUUUCGUAUUUUUAUUAAUGAUAUUUUUUGUGUAUAAACUCUCUAUACUUUAUAUAUACUAAUUAUUUCUUAUCAAAUGGGCAUUGUGUUAUAUGUUAUGUUGUUCUUAGUAACUUAAAACGUUAUUGAAAAAGAAACAAUUUUUGCUAACUGUAUAUUUCACGAAUUUAGAGGUCAUUAUAUCAUCAUUGUGUUGUAUUGUGCUGUAUAUUGUAUUGUUUUAACUUGUAUCAUAAACAUACGAAUCCAAUAACUUAGACAAUAUUCAAGAAAAUAAACACAAUUAUUCUAAUUUUAUACUUUUCCUCAAUUAAACUUAUAUAGAUACAUAUAUUUUUUUAUAGAUUAGUACUCACUCGUGCCGCGUUAUAUUUUGGAUAAUCUUAGUAUCUUCCAUUUUUUUUUAAACAAAUACUAAAUAAAUAAAAAAUAAAUAAAUAAUUAUUUCUCCUAAUUAUGUUUUUCUAUAAAAUGUCACCACUAGGAUUCGUAAAAAUAAAAAAUGAUAUAUGAUCAUACAUCAUUCGUAUUCAUUGUGCUCAUAUUGUAUUGCUAAUUUUAAAUUGUACAACCAAUUCUGUUGCAAAGAACAAUAUUUCGGCGACAUUUCAUUAAAACAAAUUUGUAAACUCUUAAAACAUAAUCCAACACAACAUUAGAGAGAAUUAAAAAAUAUUGAAUUUUAAUAUCACCCUCAAUCUCAAGAAUUGGUCAACUUUUAAAAUAUAUUUAUUAUCUUUUUUUUUUUAUAAAACUUUAAUUUUUUUUUCUAUUUUUCAGCAUAAUAUAACACAGUACAACUUGUAGAAAUUUAGUAAAUUGUAAGAUUUAUUAUUCUAUAUUUUAAGCAUUGUAAGAUUUAUUAUUCUAUAUUUGUUAUAUGAUUUUUCCUAUUAACUACAUAAAAAAAGAUCGAGAUUCUAAUGGCAUAACGCAACAUAAAUUAAAUACUCUAUAGAAAAAAGUGCAGUUAAUUUGGAGAAAGUAUAAUUGUAAUUUUGCUUAUUUUCUUCAAUAUUAUUUGGAUUAUUGACCUUUGCGAUCAAAUCAGCACAAUAAGAAAGAACUCAAAAUUCUAAAUAUACAGAGAUAGCAAAUAUUCUUUUUUUUCUGUAAUGUGUUUUAUGUUACUGAAUUAGGAUUUAUGGCACAAAUGCAUAACACUGUCGCAUAAAUAAAAAUACACAAUUUAGAAAAUACGGAGCUAAUUUCACACAGAUUGCAAACGAAUGACUUACUUCUUGACAAUGUCGCGAUAUAGGACGAGCGAUCAAUAUUUAUUAUAAACCUGUCAAAUGUAGGACAUUUAGGUUUCAUGAAAUCGAUUCCGUUAUAUUCGAAUAUAUAAUUUAACAUAUGGUAUUGUCAAAGUCGAACAUAAGAAUGGCUGAAUAUUUGUAAACAAUUUGUGGACAUCACUAAGUAAAUCACACAACGAUAAAUGAGCCUCUUGGAAACUUAAUACCAAAAUACUAAAUUAAUGCUUAACUUUCCGACAUUAAGAAAUUUGCGAAGUUAAUCAUUUUCUAAGAAACUAACAAGAGAAUAAUAAUAAUAAUAUGUAAUAAUUAUUAUAAUAUUAUUAGAAUUUUUAAUCAUAUAAUAUAAUUUUCGAAAAAUAAUUCAGAUAGAGAAACAAAAUAUAUAAAUUUCUCAAACAGUAUGACGAUAGCAGAGUGCUAAUGAUAUUAUCAAUGAUGUUAUUAAAAUUUAUUAUUUGACAUACAAGUUUUCUCAUGUACUACUUGAAACAUUUGUAUGUCACUCGUAAUAAAUUCUCUCGAUAUAAUUUAUUUUACAAAAGUAGAGCCUCUAAUAUAAGAGAGAAUAUAGUUUUCUAAGUGUCUUAUGCCCGAUAUUCAAAGAGUAUAUAUUUUUUUAUUUAAUCGUUUAUUGUAAAUCGUCAAUUGUAAAACGUACUUUUCUAGUAUUAGGUAUUAAUAUUUUGACGAAUAGAGAGAAUGUUUGAUUUGGUAUGGAAAAUGAAAGUACAAAACUGCCUGUGAUACUUGGUAUAUGUAUGUAUUAUUAUGUUAAAUCGAUUAUGACCGCUAAGUCAUAAUUCUCAAACAUCGAAUGUCAAGGUUUAACAUAGGAGAAAUUCAUUUUUGUUACUCUCACAGCGAUAGUUAAUUGUUACAUGUAUUUAAGAAUCUUUGAAUAAGUGUGAUUAAGGCUUGUAAAUAAAUGCCGCAGAACGCAAAUAUA
Molecule: messenger RNA, 4645 nt
Organism: Odontomachus brunneus
Lineage: Eukaryota; Metazoa; Arthropoda; Insecta; Hymenoptera; Formicidae
Exons: 9
Coding region: 174-2306 (710 amino acids)
Source: RefSeq, a predicted model, not a curated record